Messenger RNA from Parascedosporium putredinis, 894 nucleotides. The record is from the annotation of a GenBank genome assembly. Lineage: Eukaryota; Fungi; Ascomycota; Sordariomycetes; Microascales; Microascaceae.
AUGCCUCCUCAGCUAUUACCGGCCUCGGCUGCGGCCUUUGCGCCCAGGGCUUCCUCAGUCAACGUGGUGUUGGGCUCCAAGGUUGAGCCGUGGCUUACACAGACCCUUAAGCGCGUCAACAGGGUGAAGCGUCCCCUCAACAGCGUACCUCAGCACCAGCGAUGCCUUACCGAGAUUCUUUCGUCACCCAACGCUUACUGGACGUUAACGUCAGUCAUGCUCCCCAAGGCACCCGAGACUGAACUACGCAGGGAUCCCAACCCUUUGGUGGAGGCACUCUUCAACUACCAGCUCCUCCACGUCGAAGCUUACAUCGUCCACGUCGACAUGGUCCUCCGCAAUGAGGCCAACACCUACGACUGGCCGGAGAAGGAGCAGCAAUGCAAGAAGCUUCACGAGGACUUUGUGCAAGCCAUCAACAGGUUCGUCUACCGCACACACGUUUCGGCUCUCGAGGGCCUAGAAGAGGGAGGCGUCGGCGAGCUGCUUUGCGGCAAGAGCGAAGAGGUCAAGAACUCGAUUGAGGGCCUGAUGAAGCACUCUCCCGUCACUAUGGCCAUGUGGUCUCAGCCCACCCCUGCUACUAGCCUUCCCGCUGUGGAGGCCUGGAGGAUAUUGCCGUCUAGCCCAAGUGUUGCCUCGACGUCUGGCGACUCGAACGGCUCUCUUUGGGUGACGAUGGGCAUGAGCGAGGUGCAAAUCCCAUCCCCGACGCCCGCCUACAGCGCCCCGUUCUCGGCUCCCGGUCUGUACUACAGCUCCCCGACCGUGACGGCCGGCAUCUCCGCCGCGUUACCGCUACCUAGCAUGUUGGCGCCGGCGCAAUGCGGAGUCCACACGGGCUACGGCAACUUUGGUUGGGAUCGCUACCAGGAGUACACGUCGAUAAUGUGA